AUAUUUGAUGUCGGCAUGGUCUACUUUACCAAGGCUGCCAGGCACCAAAUAAGAGGUUUAGCCUUUUCCACCAUCGCAUGGAUAAUGUGCAGUGCGUCCAUGGGCCUUCCACAAUGGCGAAUUUGGUACUUGGAAGAACCCGUGGUUUCCUACCCAAGCAUGGCUUUUGUAGGUAUGUGGAGGGCCUGUAUCUGCCAUCACGCUGACAAUUCCAGCCACCUGAGAGUCUGCCAUCACUACUCCUACCGUGACACACUUGUUCCUUUGGAUAUCCGGGUAGCUCAACAUCUACUCCUAAUUUCCUGCAUUCUCGGUCUGAUUGGAACAGCUUGUGCUGUCUUUUCUCUGCAGCAGGUCUACACGGAGAGGCCACAGAAGAAUAACAAUAGCAACCCAUUUGUCUUUUCGGCUGUCCUGAAUGCUAUUGCUAGCAGCUUUAUUUUUCUUGCUGUUAUGUGUAAUUACUUCUCAGUCUCUGGCAAAGAGGGAAUAGUUUUUCUGCCAUCAUUCCAAAUGCCACUAUUCCCAUAUGCUCAAAGAGCAGGAAGUGCCAUGGGAGUGGCAAGCAUAGCUGCCAUAUUUUUUUUAUUAAGUGCUAUAAUUUUUAUUUCUUACUGUCCUACCUCGGAAAGGGAAAUGCUUCCUGAUGUUUGA
Messenger RNA from Cricetulus griseus (Chinese hamster), 654 nucleotides. NCBI's taxonomy places the organism in Eukaryota, Metazoa, Chordata, Mammalia, Rodentia, Cricetidae. The record is from RefSeq and is a predicted model, not a curated record.